AUGAGGAGACUGCAACAGACAGUCAGGACUGCUGAGAGGAUCAUUGGUGCCCCCCUGCCCCCCCUCCAGGACCUGUACUUCUCCAGAGUGAGGAAAAGGGCAGGAAAAGUCCUCAUGGAUCCCUCCCACCCAGGUCAUCACCUCUUUGACCUGCUACCCUCCGGCCGGCGCUUCAGGUCUCUGAGCACCAGAACAUCCCAGAACCGGAGCAGCUUCUUCCCUCAGGCCAGAUCCCUGAACAGACCUGACAACUCAGAUUUCCAAACCUGGGACCUGCUGACCGGCAUCAUCACCGAUUACAAGUUUGUGAGCUUCAGGUAUCGCGGCCGCUUUAGCGAAGUCGCUCAGUGCAGAAUGAUGGAUACCAAAGACACCAUGGCCAUCAAGAUAUUCAAUAAGAGGACCAGUGACUCACGGCGGCCCAGCAGAGAGCUGGCCGUUCUGAGAAAGCUCAGAUGUGUUGAUCCCAUCCACGUUGUUCGCUUCUACGAGCGCCUUCAACACAAAGGACACACUUGUCUAGUUUUUGAAAUGCUGGACAAGAGUCUUGAUGAGCUGCUGAGGGAGAGACAUAGAGAACCUCUCUCACUUCAUGUCAUCAGAUCCAUUACACAGCAGCUGCUCUCUGCACUCAACUCUCUGAAGACUGCUGGCAUCAUUCACACCAACAUCAAACCUCAUAAUGUGAUGUUGGUGAAGCAGGAAGACCUGCAGCCCAUCAGAGUAAAGCUCACUGGCUUUGGCUCAGCCAUCCAAGCUGCUGAAGUCAAGCGCAGCUCCAUCAUGCAGCCUGUUGGAUACAUGUCUCCUGAUGUCAUUCUGGGCCUUCCCAUCUCCCCGGCAGUAGACAUGUGGUCUGUGGGUGCUGUUCUGACCACCAUGUACCUCGGCAGCCCGCUGUUCCCUCAGAGGUGUCAGUAUCACCUGAUGAAAACUCUGGUGAAGACUCUUGGUCAGCCGGAGGAUGAGCUGCUGAGUGAAGGCACCAACACUCUGCUCUACUUUAACUCCACAGAGCACACAUGGACACUCAAGACACCUGAUGAGUACAACGCCAUGACCGGCUUCCUGCCUCACAUUCUGUCUGACUCAACCAGGUUCAACAGUCUGUCUGAGCUGGUGGAGCUGUAUCCAGAUGUGGACACUUCUGACAAGAUGCCGUUUGUCAGUCUCCUGAGGAAGAUGCUGCAUCUGAAUCCUCAGAAACGAAUCUCACCAACUGAUGCUCUGAAGCACUCGUUUGUGACCCGCAGCAAAGAGGACAACAGUGACUGCAGCUCUCAUGACAUGGUCUCAGUUUCCUCUGUGAGCAUCUCUUCGGUGGCAAAAUCAGCAAAGGAAGGCGGCACCUCAGCAAACCUCAACAAACACUCAGCUGCCAGCCGCUCAGGUGUUGAAAAUGUACCUGCUGUCUGCUGUAAAGAUAAAGCUUCAGCUGGAGCUGCUGCUUUGGCCAAUGCUGAUGCUGGCAGAAAUGACACCGUUCCAGCUGUUGCUGAGGCUUCAGAGACAUCUGCCUUGUUGGAAAAUGGGACAACUUCUGCAGGAGAACAUCCAAAAGCAGAUGUCAAUGAGGCUGCACUCGCCUUGGCUUCAACCACAAUCGUUUCGACUGACCUGAAUGACGCUGUUCCAGCUGAUCAAGAUCCAGUUGAAGCGUCCACUGCUGCUGAACUUUUUGCUGAAGUGAUGGCUGAAGCUCAUGAGACCAAAAAGGCUCUGAGGAAGCUUCUGAAAAGAGUCCGAAAG
This is a messenger RNA of Stegastes partitus (bicolor damselfish), 1749 nucleotides long. RefSeq names its product homeodomain-interacting protein kinase 1-like. The record is from RefSeq and is a predicted model, not a curated record. The transcript has 9 exons. Gene Ontology annotation, biological process: peptidyl-serine phosphorylation; peptidyl-threonine phosphorylation. Lineage: Eukaryota; Metazoa; Chordata; Actinopteri; Pomacentridae. Gene Ontology annotation, cellular component: nucleus; cytoplasm. The annotation marks the transcript as partial. Gene Ontology annotation, molecular function: protein tyrosine kinase activity; protein serine/threonine kinase activity; ATP binding.